This is a messenger RNA of Chrysoperla carnea, 2213 nucleotides long. Its product is annotated as long-chain-fatty-acid--CoA ligase ACSBG2-like. Gene Ontology annotation, cellular component: endoplasmic reticulum; membrane. The transcript is spliced from 13 exons. Gene Ontology annotation, molecular function: long-chain fatty acid-CoA ligase activity. The record is from RefSeq and is a predicted model, not a curated record. Bases 195 to 2126 code for a protein of 643 amino acids. NCBI's taxonomy places the organism in Eukaryota, Metazoa, Arthropoda, Insecta, Neuroptera, Chrysopidae.
AAUCGUUUUUAACUUUUUAUUGUUUCAUUAUUGUUUUUCACAAAGUGUUCUAUCGAUCUUUAUCGUUCGACAAUCAUUUAAGAAAGAACUGUUUUUACAUGCAUGUAUGUGAUAUCAUCUAAAUCGGUGCAUCAACUGGAAUAAGUUUAUCGUGCGUUAUAGGGUGCAUUGUUAGUUUUAUUGUAGUAAGAAAAAUGUCUGAUAUUUAUACAACAAAAAUUGAUGGUCGAGUGCGUGUUCGAACCGAUUUGGAUGAUAAAAUACCCGUACGCACAGUGCCUCAAUUGUUGGAUGAAGCUGUUAAUUUAUAUGGUGAAAAUGUUGCGCUUUCCUGGCGUCAAGGUGAUGAAAAAGUUUGGAGACAAUUAACUUACGAGCAAUACCAAAAUGAAGUACGCACUUGUGCAAAAGCAUUUUUGAAAUUGGGAUUGGAACGACAUCAUUGUGUUUGUAUUUUGGGAUUCAAUUCACCUGAAUGGUUUAUUUCGGAUUUAGCUGCAAUUCAUGCUGGAGGAAUUGCCGCGGGUAUUUACACAACAAAUUCACCGGAAGCAUGUUAUCAUUGUUGCUCAACAUCCAGAGCGAAUAUUGUGGUUGUCGAAGAUGAAAAACAAUUAGAGAAAAUUCUGGAAAUUCGUGAUCGAUUGCCCGAUUUAAAAGCAAUCGUUCAGUAUUCUGGUACUGUGGAAAAUCAUCCAAAUGUUUACAGUUGGCAACAAGUGCUGGAACUUGGAAAAUCCUUACCUGAUAACGAUUUGGAUGCAGUGAUUAAAACUGUUACCGCAAACGAAUGUUGUACUUUGGUUUAUACUAGUGGUACCGUUGGUAAUCCCAAAGCGGUUAUGCUUAGCCACGAUAACAUUAUCUACAAUGCAACAGCCGCAAUGAAAUAUCUCGGCAUGAAAUGCGACGGACACGAUGUAAUUGUCAGCUAUUUACCAUUAAGUCAUGUGGCCGCACAGGCUGUGGAUAUUUAUGCAUCAAUACAGAUGAAAGCUCAAUGUUAUUUUGCUGACAAAAAUGCCUUAAAAGGAUCUUUGGUGAAGACCUUAAUUGAAGUACAACCAACCCAAUUUUUGGCUGUACCACGUGUAUGGGAAAAAAUUUAUGAUAAAAUGCAAGAAGUUGCUGCACAAAAUGGUUACCUGAAAAAGAUGUUAUCGUCGUGGGCAAAAGCUCAAGGCAUGGCACAUAAUCAAGAUCGAAUUAAUGGAUGUCCAUCACAUACGUGGGGAUACAGUUUGGCAAGUGCGAUUGUGUUUAAACGUGUGAAACAGGCUUUAGGUUUUGGUCGAUGUGAAAAUUUCUUAUCGUCAGCUGCCCCAUUGUCAGUUGAUGUUAAAAAAUAUUUCUUAUCAUUGGAUAUAUGUAUUUUAGAAUGUUUUGGAAUGAGUGAAGCAUCUGGAGCGCAUACAACAAACACAAACGCUGCCUUCCGUAUCGAUGGAAUUGGAAGAACAAUUCCUGGUACUCGAACCAAAAUUGAUAAUCCAGAUGAGGAAGGAAAUGGUGAAAUUUGUAUGAUGGGACGUCAUAUUCUUAUGGGUUAUCUAAACGAUUUGGAAAAGACCAAAGAAGCUGUGGAUGAAGAAGGUUGGUUACAUUCUGGUGAUAUUGGACGGAUCGAUGAUGAUGGUUUUGUACAUAUUACGGGGAGAAUUAAGGAAUUGUUAAUUACUGCUGGCGGUGAAAAUAUCCCACCUGUACUCAUCGAACAUAAUCUCAAAGCUGAAUUACCUUUCAUAAGCAAUGCUGUUUUGAUUGGUGAUAAGAGAAAAUUCUUAUCAAUAUUGUUAUCACUCAAAUCUGAAGUCGAUCCAGAUGGAACACCUUUGGAUACUCUUGCUCCAGAAACUAUUAGAUGGUUAAAAGACUUAGGAUGUGAAGCAACAACUGUAACCGAAGUGUUAAAAGAACAAAAUCCAAAGAUGUUAGCUGCCAUUCAAGCGGGUAUCGACGAGGUCAACAAAAAAGCAAUUUCCAAUGCACAACGUAUUCAAAAAUUCGCCAUCUUACCUACAGACUUUUCAAUUGCUACUGGAGAAUUAGGACCAACUUUAAAGAUCAAACGUUCCGUUGUUGUUAAAAAAUACGCGGAUCUAAUAGAAAAUUUCUAUAAAGAAUAAAAAAAAAGCAUAUCCAAAAAAAAAUUAUUAUACAAAUUUUAUACUUAAUUAUGGUUUUAACUUUCAAUAAAGAUCAAAUCAAAUAUC